This is a messenger RNA of Drosophila teissieri, 2008 nucleotides long. RefSeq lists its product as uncharacterized. Bases 1439 to 1714 code for a protein of 91 amino acids. NCBI's taxonomy places the organism in Eukaryota, Metazoa, Arthropoda, Insecta, Diptera, Drosophilidae. The transcript has a single exon. The record is from RefSeq and is a predicted model, not a curated record.
GUUAGAGCAGUGCAGUUACAAAUAUUGUUUAUAAAUAACGAAACGAGUUACUCACGCCUAAUAAAAUGAAAUACAAAAUCUAAACAACAUUUGCAAUUUCCGCGAACCUAACAAACAUAGUUUUGUUAUUUAGUUUAACAUAUUUUGUCAACUUUUUUCAAAAUGAAAGUGACAUUUUGUUUACAUGUGCUCUUUUACAUUUCGCGACCGUUAAGUGUCGUGUAAAAUACAGCAAACCGCUUGGUCACACUGCUGCAAGCAGUGCUGCCCAUGCCAGCUCCUAAAAUGAAAGGCGCGCAAUUUAAAUGCGAUUACCAUGCUGUCUGAGCUCUCGAAAGUCUAUAGAUAGUUAGUUGAAGUUGAGAGGGCAUUAUCUGCACUUUGUGUGCAGUCCAAAGUGCCGCAGUCGUCGGCACUGUGCAAAUGCACAGCUGCAAAAGUCAGCAUCGCUCAACUGUGGCACUGAUAAGCACUUAAAUUCCAGAUUAAUGCGUUUUAGAUUCAGCUCAUUCCCAUGCUUGGGCAAAUAUUUAACAACAAGUAGUGCGGGGGGCCGCGAGCAUUUUGGAAAUGACGCGCUACAAAUCGGCGGAGCUUAUCAAAUUGCCAUUUUGCUGUUAUUUCCGAGAACCGAAAGAGCUUUCUAGCGCGAAAUCCGAGCGACAAGUGCACAAACAAAUCGGCCGUCGUAAACAAACAGACUGGGAAAAAUUUCGCUGACUUGCAAAAGCAUCUAUGCGGCUCUUUCUUUAGCUUUUUUUUUUUAGGAUAUUUGCAUAUAAAUAUUUUUUUUUAAAUAUGUCUGCUACUUGCGAACCGGUUGGAGCCAACAUAUUUGAAUACCUCGCCUGAAAUCCUUAUAAAUCAUGUGCGCCUCGAAUUGAAACCGGUUGGCUUUCAAGCAGCCCACAAUGCGCGCGCUGCAAAAAGAAGGGAAAAUACGAAAAGCAUACGAAACAAGAAAUAUAUAGAGUACGCCGCUUCCUCCAAAUAGUUCGCCUACGUAGGUUGAGCUCUCAUUUCGGCGAUACGACGACUGUGUGGACUGUGUGAACUCGGCUCUUUCUCGCCCCGCAUGCGAUUGAGCGAACUGUGAGCGAACGGACAGACCACCACCACCACUACCAUCAACACCAAAACCAAAAGCGGCCUGCUGUCGUAUUUUUGUUAUUCCCGAACCGACGCUCCACGCCAACGGAACGCCCGAGCAGCCGAGCAGCCGCCAGCAGUCAGCAGUGCGGAAUAUAUAGAAAUUUGAGAGAAUCGAAAUAAAAGGAGCCAACCCAAAAGCCCCCAGCAGUGGAAGUGGCUGUGGCAGUAGAAGUGAAGGAAAAGCACGCGCGUCAUCGUAAAAACGUGCUACGAAAUCGGAGGGAAACCGCAGUAAUAGCACCCAAAUUACAUAAAACCACGGAGGAGCUGUCGCACAAUCACUGCCAUGACCGAUGUAAAUAGUCUGGAUAUGUCGGUGGACGUGGUCUGGCCCACGAUAAUUAUCCUGGCCAUGCUGGUCGUAAACGGCUUCGUGUUCGCCUACAUCAUGCGAAAGCGCCGGGAGUACAAGUGCCAGGAGGAGGAGGAGCUGCAGCAGCAGCAGCAGCAACAACCUGUUCCACACACAUCCUACGCGGCCACCUCGCCCACGGAACGGCAGCAGGAUGCGGAUCAGGACCAGGAGGACGAUAGCUGUGCCAUUGAGAUGGAGCGACUGUAGGCCUCGGGAUCAAACUCCACGUUUGCACGUAGCUAUUAGCCCAGCUCUGAGAUACUCACCCACUAUCGUCCACAAGCUCUCAACUGCAACGAAGUUUCCUAAGCCAUUAUAUCUCUAGAUUGUCACAGAGAUCUGGAGAUAUGUAGAUAUACUCGUACAAAACGUAUACGUCGAGUGCCUGGAUCGCACGUGCAUUUAAUUACGGUGUUUUUAAGUUGUUAACUUUAUUUCGCAAGUUCAUUUUCUACAAAAGUAUACAAUAAAUGUGUGAAUUUUAUCAUGCCGCAUCGAGAA